Messenger RNA from Neolamprologus brichardi, 1936 nucleotides. The record is from RefSeq and is a predicted model, not a curated record. Lineage: Eukaryota; Metazoa; Chordata; Actinopteri; Cichliformes; Cichlidae.
AUGUGCGACCUGACCCUGCCCUAUGUCUCGCGCACUCGCAGCUUCUUCGCUCAGUAUAUAAAGCAGGACAACGACGGAAGGAGGACGGCUGGGGAGUCGCAGCCCGGGAUUCUAUGGGAGAACAAGCUUUUGCAGUCCAAGGCAGUGGAGGGCUUCCAUACUGACGAGCAGACAGCCCUGCAGGCUGCACAGCAGCAGCAACAACAGGUUCAGCAGGUCCAACAAGUCCAGCAGGUGACCCAGCCAGCUCAGUCCCAGCAAGUCAUCCUGCCGCCCCAGCAACAGCAAGCUCCCCAGCAGCAAGUCAUCGUUCAGGAAUCUAAGCUUAUACACAUGGGUGGAACGGGGAUGAGUGCAGCAGCUACCGCAGCAACCCUGGCUUUGCCCACAGCGGUCACCCAAUACCAACAGCUCCUCACCAGCCAAGGCCAGAUCCUGCAGUUAGUCCGUGGUCCCAACGGGGCUCAGUACAUCAUCCAGCCCCAGCAGCAGAUCCUCCUGCAGCAGCAGAUGCAGCCUGGUGGCGUGCAGGCGCCGGUAAUACAGCAGGUUCUGGCUCCUCUGCCGGGAGGCCUGUCCCAGCAAGCAGGAGUCAUCAUACAGCCGCAGCAGAUUGUCUUAACCCCAGGAAACAAAGUCCAAGGCAAUACACAGGUGAUGCAAGCAGCAGCUAUGGCGCCACAGCCCAGCCAGGCAGCAACAGCUCAGGUCCAGCAGGUCCAGCAGGCCCCAGGAGUGACUGCACCCCAAGCCUCAGCGCAGCCUCAGGCCCAACAGCAGCAACAGGCCCAGCCUCAGGCCCAGCAGCCUCCCAUGAUGCUGCAGGUGGACGGAACCGGAGAGACGUCUUCAGAAGAGGACGAGGAGGAGGAGGAGUACGACGAAGAUGACGAUGAGGAGAAAGACAAGGAUGGAGCAGAAGAUGGGCAGGUUGAAGAGGUGAGUGAGGGAGGAAAUAAGAGUCUGAAACAAUGUCCAUCUGUCCUUGACGCCUACAACACUCAUUUCCUUCUCUUUACUCUGCAGAUUCACAGAAGUAAGAACAAAUGGAAAUUCCACCUGAAGGAUGGGAUCAUGAAUCUGAACGGGAGAGACUACGUCUUCUCCAAAGCCAUCGGGGAUGCCGAGUGGUGAAGCAGAAAAAGGAACGGGAGAAAGCAACAGGAGCAGGAUCUCUGUAACUCCUUCUAUCCAGUUAACAGACAGUUUAGCAUCCUUCCACAUCCUGUGACUGGAUUCAUUCAGGAAACUGUUUCUGAGACUCAGAACUCUUGAGACAAACCCAAAGGACUGUGAGGUACUGUAAAACCCGGGUGUAGUCAGAAAACACUCGACUAGCCUUGCGGGAUAAGAAACCAACAGAGGAAGGGAAAAGCCCCGUGAGCCGAGCGCCGUUUCUCUUUAUUUCUUCUUCCAGGCGUGUCUGCCCCCCCCCCAGAGAAUUCCCCUAACUUUGGAAAGAAAGCAUUUCACCAUCAUACAGGUGUAGAGGACCAGGGUGACCUCGGCUUCCCUGCCACACAAGGUCAGAGGUCAUUCGUUAUAACCCCAUAGAUGAGAAACACCUUUGCAAUGCACUGUAGUCGGUUGACUGGAUUGACUCGUGUCUACGUUCGUGUCCAAACUUAGUGCCACCAGUCGAGAUCGCUGCCUUUAGAACAACCAGAAUCACCUGUUUUUGGCUUCUUUUUUUAUAUCCUAAUUCUGUGUGAAUUCACAUUCAUGAAAAAGGUGCUCCAGAGUGUUUUUAUGUAGGUGACCUGUUCUUUAAACAUUGUUUUAAAUGCGUUUAAUGAAGGAGUUAAAAAAGAAGGUAAAAUAACAUCACCUUACAAUAACUCUUUUUUUUUUUUAUCUUCGGCGCAGCACUUAACUCCCCCCCAGCACCCCCCCACUGGCUUCUCUGGAGCUUCAUUCCAUCUUUAACGUUAAGAAU